Branchiostoma floridae (Florida lancelet) is the source of this 673-nucleotide messenger RNA. RefSeq names its product fatty acid-binding protein type 2-like. Gene Ontology annotation, molecular function: fatty acid binding. The transcript is spliced from 4 exons. Gene Ontology annotation, cellular component: cytosol; nucleus. Gene Ontology annotation, biological process: fatty acid transport. The record is from RefSeq and is a predicted model, not a curated record. NCBI's taxonomy places the organism in Eukaryota, Metazoa, Chordata, Leptocardii, Amphioxiformes, Branchiostomatidae. Bases 16 to 573 code for a protein of 185 amino acids.
UGUCAUUCCUGGCGCAUGUCCAUAUUUGGUGUGUUGGUCCAUAAAAGGAGCGUCUCGCAGCGCAACGCCAGUUCUGAGUGCAGCUCCAGCAGACCAGACCUUCUUCCAGUUCCCCUCUCAUCUGAGAAGCCGAUACCAACCUACAAGAUGCCUUUUCCCGUGGAGAAAUCUUGCGGAACAUGGAAGCACGGCAAACAUUCAGACAACUAUCAAGAGAUCAUGGAGAAACUUGGACUUCCUGCAGAGAUGUUUAAGAAGAUGCAGGAGUCGACUUUUCCAGUCAGUUCUUCUCUGUCAGGGGACAAAUUCACAUCUAAGGUGGAGUUCAUGGGGAAAACCCGUGAGAGCACUUUCACCUUCGGAGUGGAGAGCGAGGAGGAUGAUAUGUCGACAGGCAAGAAGAGAAAGGUGACCUACACCAUGGAAGGAGACAACCUGGUGUCCGUGUACCCUGACCAUGACGGGAAGGGGACUUCCGUGCGCCUCAGUCGCCAUUUUGUUGAUGACAACACCAUCCGCACCGAUAUCAAAGUUGGUGAUCUCGAGGGCUGGACAACUUCCAAUCGCUGUUAGACGUCCGAGAGGACGUUGACUCUUGUGAACCAGACAAGCUGACAGUUGGCUUUGCUGAGAGUUCUUCAGUGAUUUGUUCUGAAUAAAGCGUCUGAAUCUA